AGCUUUAUAUUCUGACCGUCAUCUUCAUAGCUUCCUCAUCAUCAUCAUCAUCAUCGUGACAAUGGUGCAUCAAUACAACUCACACUGUAGAAGAAAGUGUGAGUCAGAACGUUUGUUUUUUUUGUUUCUCAUGCAUGGCCUCAUGCCAGAUUUGAACCGACAACCUUAGAACCAUGAGGCGACAGCACUUACUACACGUGGCAUCAUCAAUAUUUCCUGUUCUAUUCAUUGAAGUAAUUCCAGAAAUGUUAAUGUUUUGAUCCAUCAGCAGGUCUUAGCAUCAAUAAGUGUCUGUUGGUAAGGAAAAUAAAUCCACACUCCUCAACUGAACUGCUGGAGGAUUAGAAGGAGUGUUUGAUGAGUAUUAACUUGUGUGUAAGUGACUCGUGCUUGGUUUAAAUUUGUUUCACAAUAACCUACUUAUUUAAAUGAAAACAAACUAACAAGCACAAUUGAAUUGUCAGUUUUUGUAAUUGAUAUAUUUUUUAUGAAUAUUAUUUUUUGGCAGCGAACUAGCUGUAAGUUUAGCCAAUUUAAUGUGUGGGAACUUCUGCGCCAAACUCCACUUCAAGUAAUGAACUAUGUCUAAUAAUAUUUCCUGGUGAACGUCACUCAAUAACCACCUUAAGUCAUCUCAACGAACUUUCCUUUGUUCGGCGGAUCGUUGCGGUCGUCACCUUCGUCAUCGCCACCAUUGUCGUCAAACUCACCGAUAUUCACCGCCUCGUCAUCGGAAUCGUUGGAAUGGAAGUGGCAAGUAGAUGAAUCAGUGACCGAGAUUUGGUCCGCUGAUUUUCUGAGAAAAAUGUUUCAGAAAUAAACCAAUUCCAAAUAGUGCGAAAGCGAAAAUGGAAAUUUCCCACUUUCAGUCAAUCUUGAUGCUUUCAUUCUCUGUCGAUCAUUUAAAGAUGGGGCCGAGCUUCGAACCCGGCAGAAGCGCAGACCCACUCAGAACUGGAAGCCUGUGGUUUCCUCACUCUUUCACCAGCUCCUCUUCAGCGUCUACAGGACUUACUUCACAGCGUGACUUCUGGAUCUGCGUCGCCUCGACUGUCAUGUCUUCACACUUGAUCCUCCUGCACCUGUGCACCCUCCAGAUCCUGGUGGCCAGCCACCCAGCCUGCUGGCUCCCUGGGCAUCUGGUUCUGAAGGCCCACAACCAGCUCCAUGCCCUGGGUUCGUUUCCUCUUCACUGCCUGCCGUUUAACAGCAACAUGUCCUUCCCUGACAUGAACUUGACCCGUCCAUCAGUCCACCAGUGCCAGCGGGUCUCUCUGCUGGUGCACCGAUCCCUGGAAGGAGCUGAGAAAGUCUUCAGGAACGUGACACCAGGGUUGGACAUUUGGAACUCACAGAAAUUUCACGAAUUUCAGCUCACGAAUCACCGACUGCUGAAGGAAGGCAAAUGUCUGCCUGGGGAUUUCUCUUCUGGCCCUCUUCUGGAUUCGUACCUGGCAAACGUGACCUUGAAUCUCCUGCAGCCGGACAAGGCCCACUGCGCUUGGUCGGCUCUGAGACGAGAUCUCUACAGGGUCCUGAACUCCGCCCUCCGUCACCACCACCGCUGCUUCAAACAGUGA
Messenger RNA from Synchiropus splendidus (mandarinfish), 1580 nucleotides. RefSeq lists its product as uncharacterized. NCBI's taxonomy places the organism in Eukaryota, Metazoa, Chordata, Actinopteri, Syngnathiformes, Callionymidae. The transcript is spliced from 5 exons. The record is from RefSeq and is a predicted model, not a curated record. The coding region runs from base 849 to 1580 and encodes 243 amino acids.